AUGGCCUCCUUUCCGACCGCCGUGCGGUCAACCCAGAAGGUUGCGCACAAUGUCCUGAGAAGGCAGCCUAUCUCUGAUGUCGCCAUCACCAGGACUGGCAAGCCUAUCCUGCGAACCCAGGGCGGAAGACACUCCCUCGGUGGAUGCACCGUUGUAAUUCCCUUCCGUGAGGAAAUGGCCAAGCGCCAUCUUAAGGUCGCUGGUGACCUUGGCCGAGUUGUCUUCAUUUCUAUUGAAGAAAGUGUUAGACACUCGGAUGUGGUUUACAACUUGGUUGGCCGAAACUACCCUACUAAGAACUUUUCUUUGGAGGAUGUCCACGUUGAGGGAACUGAGCGCAUAGCCGAGGCUGUGGCCAAGUAUGACGCCCGCGGAGAGCAGGUUGCCCGCAGCAUUUACCCCGAGACCACCAUCGUCAGACCGGCGCCGGUCUUCGGCUUUGAGGACAACCUCCUCCUUAAGCUUGCUAGUGUCAUGAACCUCUUCACCGCCAACAACAUGCAAGAGAGAUUCUGGCCCGUCCACUCCAUCGACAUCGGUCAGGCUCUAGAGCUGAUGCUCUACGAUGACAGCACGGCAGGCCAGACUUUUGAGCUCUACGGUCCUAAGAAUUACUCGAUGGCCGAGAUUGCCGAGUAUGUUGACCGUGAAAUCUUCAAGAAGCGCCGCCACAUCAAUGUCCCCAAGAAGAUUCUCCAGCCUGCUGCCGCACUCCUGAACAAAUACCUUUGGUGGCCCACCAUGUCCGCCGACGAAAUCGAGCGUGAGUUUAUUGAUCAGGAGAUCGAUGAGACGGCCAAGACCUUCAAGGACCUUGGCAUGGAGCCUGGUGACAUUGCCAAGUUCACAUACCACUACCUGCAAGGAUUCCGCAGCGGUAACUUCUACGACCUUCCCCCAGCGACUGAGAAGGAGAAGAGAGAGGAGCGCAAGUACUUGCACGUUCUCGACGACCACGACGAUGAGCCCCUCACACUCUCCUCGCACGCCCUUGCGGCACUAGCCGAGUUCAAUGCCGAAAAAGAUGCUCACCAAGAGAAGUUUGAGAAACUCAAGGCCCAAGCCGAGGCCAAUGCCGCGGGCGGAGCCCCUCUAUCAAUGGAGGCUUUCACUGAAGACUGGAACGAGUCGCAGUUCUGGAACGCGCGCGGCCAGGCACAAGGACGGCCGAAGGUAGUUCUCCUGGAGCACGACAUGCGCUUCAAUGUUUUCCCCGAAUUUGUCUUCUACGAUUUCCAACAACCUUUCAAGCUCCCAGCCGAGCUCAAGAGCGCCGUCGACCGUAUUGUAUGCGACCCGCCCUUCCUCAGCGAGGACUGCCAGACCAAGGCCGCCAUGACAGUGCGGUGGAUGAUGAAGCCCGACGUAGCCUCGAAGGGACGGGUAAUUGUGUGCACCGGUGAAAGGAUGGAGAACCUAGUUACCAAAGUAUACAAGGCCUUCGGUGUCAAGACCACGACCUUUGAACCGAAGCAUGCCAGGGGUCUGAGCAAUGAGUUUUACUGCUAUGCCAAUUUCGAGUGCAAAGACUGGAAAUGGCGGAUGGAAGCGAGUUGA
This is a messenger RNA of Colletotrichum truncatum, 1557 nucleotides long. The record is from RefSeq and is a predicted model, not a curated record. Lineage: Eukaryota; Fungi; Ascomycota; Sordariomycetes; Glomerellales; Glomerellaceae.